GCGGGCUGUCGCCGUUACCCGCGGCGGCAGCAGCAGCUCGGCGUUGUCCGCUCCUCCGUUUUCCGUCCUUCGGGCGAUGCUCGGUGCGUCGGUUUGAUAAGCAUCCUCAUUCCGAACGGGAGAGAGAUGUGUGAACGCGGGGCCGGAGGCGGGGACGUGAAUUCCAACGUGCUGAUCGCCCGCAGCACCGGCGACGCGCAGCUGGACAAAGCGGUGUGGCAGUGGCUGAGCUGGGACAAGAACCAAAAAACAAAAGAGCAGAUUGAAAACUUGCUGCAGAAUGGAAAGCAUAAGGAGCUGCGCGAUCGCCUCUGCUGCAGGCUGAGCUUUGGGACUGCUGGGCUUCGCUCUGCCAUGGGAGCAGGCUUCUGCUACAUCAAUGACCUCACCGUCAUCCAGUCAACACAGGGCAUCUACAAGUAUCUUGAGAGGUGUUUUUCAGACUUUAAGCAGAGAGGCUUUGUUGUUGGAUAUGACACACGAGGUCAGGUGACCAGCAACUGCAGCAGUAAGAAACUUGCAAAGCUCACUGCAGCAGUCCUGCUGGCUAAAGAUGUACCUGUAUACUUCUUUUCAACAUAUGUCCCUACGCCCUUUGUGCCCUAUGCUGUUCAGCAGCUCAAAGCUGUCGCUGGUGUAAUGAUCACAGCAUCCCACAACAGGAAGGAGGACAAUGGGUACAAGGUCUAUUGGGAAAAUGGAGCUCAGAUCAAAUCCCCUCAUGAUAAGGAAAUCAUAAAAUGCAUUGAGGAGUGUGUUGAACCAUGGAAUGGCUCCUGGAACGAGAACCUUGUAGACACCAGUCCUCUUAGGCAGGAUCCUCUGAAGAAAAUCUGUGACUCUUAUAUGGAGGAUCUGAAAAAGAUCUGCUACCACAGGGAGCUAAACAUGCAGACAAAUUUGAAGUUUGUUCACACCUCAUUUCAUGGAGUUGGACAUGACUAUGUGCAAUGGGCUUUCAAGGCAUUUGGCUUUCAACCUCCCAUUCCUGUACCUGAACAGAAAGAUCCAGAUCCAGACUUCUCUACUGUCAAAUGCCCAAAUCCUGAAGAAGGAGAAUCUGUGCUGGAGUUGUCACUGAGGCUUGCAGAGAGGGAAAAUGCUAAAGUAGUCGUGGCCACUGAUCCUGAUGCAGACAGACUGGCAGUGGCAGAGCAGCAGAAUGGCUGCUGGAAGGUGUUCACUGGCAACGAACUGGCGGCGUUGUUUGGUUGGUGGAUGUUUUCUCGCUGGAAGGAAAACUGCUCCAAAGAUGCUGAUGUGAAGAAUGUUUACAUGCUUGCGACCACGGUUUCCUCAAAAAUUUUGAGGGCAAUUGCACUUAAAGAAGGAUUCAACUUUGAAGAAACACUCCCUGGCUUCAAAUGGAUUGGAAGCAGAGUAAAAGAUCUCCUAGAUAACGGAAAAGAAGUUCUUUUUGCCUUUGAAGAGUCUAUUGGCUUCAUGUGUGGCACCUCAGUGUUGGAUAAAGAUGGUGUGAGUGCAGCUGUGGUCAUAGCUGAAAUGGCAGCCUACCUGGAAACCAAGAACCUGUCGCUAGCACAGAAACUCAUAGAGGUGUAUGAAACGUAUGGAUAUCACAUAUCAAAAACUUCCUAUUUCUUGUGCUAUGAUCCUCCAACCAUCAAGAGGAUAUUUGAGAGGCUUCGGAACUUUGAUGGCCCUCAGUCUUAUCCCAAGUUCUGUGGUGAUUACAACAUAUUGCACGUACGAGACAUUACCACUGGCUAUGACAGCAGCCAGCCCAAUAAGAAGUCGGUGCUGCCUGUGAGUAAAAGCAGCCAGAUGAUCACCUUUACGUUUCAAAAUGGUUGUGUUGCCACCCUUCGGACGAGUGGGACAGAGCCAAAGAUCAAAUACUAUGCAGAGAUGUGCGCCCUGCCCGAGCAGAGUGACAGAUCUGUGCUGGAAGAAGAGCGUCAGAAGCUGGUGGAAGCUCUGAUUGAGAACUUUCUGGAGCCUGAUAAGAACGGACUCAUCUGGCGCUCAGCUUAGCUGUCCUGCAGCUGGUGUUGGAAGGAGCCACCGCGUCCAACCAAGGAACCAAGAACAGAACUCUGUUUACUGUGUGCCUGUGUGUGUGUGUGUGUGUUUAAACAAGCAGCUACGUUUUUAUUCUGUAAAGAAGCAGCAUUCUUUUGUCAGUUGAGAUAAGCAGAGAAGGGUGGAAUGUACUGCCUGGAAUUUGCCCUGGAAUUUCCCCUUCUUUUGACCAAAGGCUCGCUGACCUCAGCGCCAACAAACUGCCACAGCAGGGUUAAAACAGUUGGUCUGUGGCCACUGACUCUUGUCUUAAACUGCUUUCAGGUACCCAGGAUACCUUGGUUGGAAGUGAUCACCCCGAGCUGACAAAAAACCUCUGCUUCUUCGUAGCUGUUGUGUGUGUGUGUGUUGGUGGUGGUGUUCCAGCUCGUACUUCUCAAAUCCAUUCAAGUAGAGUUCAGUGCUUUGCAUACCUGGUUGAGGCAAGUUGCUCCAAUUGGACAUUUUCCACUUAUUUUGUAUCCUUCUCUUGUUGGAGGUGCUGUCCGUGCGUUGUUUCUUUCCUAUGUGUAUCUCCACUUGCUGGGGUGUGAAACAAUAGUGGCAACACAAGUUUUUGGGUGACUCAGUAGGAGGCCUUCCUGGGGCUUCCAAAAGGGCAGAGACCCAUUCACCUUUGGUUAAACUGCCUAUUCUGACUGCAGUGGGCUUUAUAACCCCUUCUUAUCCCACAGCUCUGAAGGGACUGAAGUUAUUUUUUUUUUACUAAAGGUUUCAGAAAUUUAAUAUCUUUGUAUGAAAACACCAACUGGGGACUUGUUUGGUUGUGAUGGCUUGAAGUCAUGCUGUCUAGUGAAGGAAACAAAACAAAACAGGGGGAAAGAAAGGAAAGGUGAGAUGCAGACACUCUCUAUUAUUAGUAUCUUUUACUAACUCGUAUUAUUUGUCAUAUCUGAUAAACUCACUUCUGUUAGCACAGCAGUUUGCCAAUACUGUUGCUCUUUUAAGGUGGAUUUUUAGCAACCUCUUGUUAUCAGUUUCCUAUCUCGGCUCAAGCAGAAGGCAGUUCUGCUCAUCACUUCUUUUCUGACAGAUGCUGAUCCAGAAAAGUGUACAUUUCCCCCAGUUCUGAAGUACAGCAACGCGUUCAGGAAGAAUUGGGUAUUGAUGAUUGAGGAUCAAAAUGAAGUCAGCCAUCUUCUGGACUCAUCCACUCACUUCACAGCAACUAAACAAGAGGAACAGAUAAACCCAAGCACUCAGGUUCUGUACUGAAGGUUACGUGAGGGGAACCCAAGAGGCACUGAGGUUAAAGGUGUUGUUUUGCCACUGUUGUUGACCACCCCAUUUGCCCUCCACCCAUCGUGCCCUUUUUGUGGCUUCGUGUGCAUUGCAUCCAAAGGGCUCUGAGGAGCACUGGGUGCCUGCAUCUGUGCAUUGUGGGGUGUUGGUGCCCACAGCAGCUUUGCACUAUGGUGAGGGUAUGAAUGUACGUGUGCUGCAGAAGGUCUGUGUCGCACAAAUUUUUUGGUAACCACCCCUAUUUAUUUAUUUGUUAUUUUAAGGAAAAGCUUUUCCAAAUGGUUCCGCAACCGAGUGAAGUGUAUCUGAUGCCAAAAAGUUGGAUUGUUUCUUUUUUCCCCGUGGCUGAUGUGAUGAGAACGGGUGAGAUGUUUAUCCUGGGAGUUACUCAUUGCUCUGUGCAGCUCUGGGGAGGUGUCAUACGUG
This is a messenger RNA of Phasianus colchicus (ring-necked pheasant), 3711 nucleotides long. RefSeq names its product phosphoglucomutase 2 like 1 (gene PGM2L1). Gene Ontology annotation, cellular component: nucleus. NCBI's taxonomy places the organism in Eukaryota, Metazoa, Chordata, Aves, Galliformes, Phasianidae. Gene Ontology annotation, molecular function: intramolecular phosphotransferase activity; glucose-1,6-bisphosphate synthase activity. The record is from RefSeq and is a predicted model, not a curated record. Gene Ontology annotation, biological process: carbohydrate metabolic process.